Messenger RNA from Hemicordylus capensis (graceful crag lizard), 2567 nucleotides. It is a transcript of the gene ALLC, whose product is annotated as allantoicase. Gene Ontology annotation, molecular function: allantoicase activity. Bases 335 to 1522 code for a protein of 395 amino acids. The record is from RefSeq and is a predicted model, not a curated record. Gene Ontology annotation, biological process: allantoin catabolic process. The transcript is spliced from 14 exons. NCBI's taxonomy places the organism in Eukaryota, Metazoa, Chordata, Lepidosauria, Squamata, Cordylidae.
CCUCCGUGUAGGCCGCAGUGAAGCCUGAACUCGAGUAGGGCCCAAGCCAGCCAGGAAGGAGGAGGCAGCCAGAGUGUUCUCUGCAGCAGAAGACCCCUUGCUGCCCUGCUUAACCCAGACCAGCAUUUGCCAGGUAACUGAUGGAUCCAAAUACUCAUUCAGGGGAGACAGGGCAUGUACUAGCCCUCGCACAACCCUAGACAACUCCGCUGGAUGUGAGCUUGCAGAAGCAAUUCGGGAAGAAAAGAACUGUCAGAUUUGAGCUGAAAAACAAACCAAAUUCAUCUGGACUGACCUGGAACACUACUAACAAGACUUCAGCAUUUGAGAAGAGAUGACUACUCAUCUCAAAGAAGUAAAACCUCACACUUUACCUGACUUUCUUCAUCUGAACGACUUGGCAUGUGAAACUAUAGGGGGAAAGGUUUUAUUUGCAACGGAUGACUUCUUUGCUCCUGCAGAAAAUCUCUUAAAGAAACAAAGACCAGUAUUUCAUGCAGACCUAUUCACUGAUUAUGGGAAGUGGAGGGAUGGAUGGGAGACCAGAAGGAAACGAAUUCCAGGUUAUGAUUGGUGCAUAAUUCAGUUGGGAGUGCCAGGUACUAUCUAUGGGUUUGAAGUAGACACAUCUUAUUUUGCUGGAAACUGUGCUCCUCAGAUAGCAAUCCAAGCUGCUUGCUUGAAACCAGAAGAGAUGCCUGCACUGCCACCCAGGGGAAACAGGACUGGAACUGCAGCUUCAGAUGAAGAGUUUAGGGCUGUCAAGGAGGUGAAGUCAGAUGAAUGGAUCUCACUGCUUCCUAUGUCAAAGAUAAAAUCAGAAAACCUUGAUACCAGUCAUAACUAUUUUUCUGUGACUUCCAAGCAAAAAUGGACUCACCUAAGGCUUAACAUAUAUCCAGAUGGUGGAAUUGCACGUUUAAGAGUAUAUGGCACAAUGCUGAGAGACUGGUCACUUUUUGGCCUGAAUCACUUGAGUGACUUGGUGGCAAUGGUAAAUGGAGGUAUCUGUGUUGGAUUCAGUGAUGCUCAGUUGGGUCAUCCCCAAAAUAUUUUAGGAAUAGGAAGAGCAAAGUCCAUGAAAGACGGCUGGGAAACUAGAAGAAAUUUGGAAAGACCACCAGUUUUAAAAGCUGAUGACAAGGGAAUUAUCCUUUUACCAGGAAGUGAAUGGGCAGUGUUUCGACUUGGGCAUUCAGGUGUAAUAACACACAUAGAAAUUGACACCAGUCACUUUAAAGGAAAUUUUCCAGAUACUUUUAAACUUGAGGCCUGUGUCUUGAGUGCACAAGGGGAAAAGGAAUGCAUAGCACAAAAAUGGACUUUGAAACAGGGUCCAAAAUGGAACGUCUUGCUGCCUGUAACAAAGCUUAAACCCCAUAUGAGACAUUUUUUUGAUGGGAUUGCCAUACAAAAACUGGACGUGUUUACUCAUGUGAGACUUACAAUUGCCCCCGACGGAGGCAUAAGUAGGAUGCAUCUCUGGGGUUUUGCACGGGCUCUGUCACACGUGAGCAAGUAAAAUCUUCUCAGGAAAAGGUUUCUGCAGAAUUUCACUCUGUUGUUCAAAAUGGAAUACAUUAAUCGCUAUGCAUAUAUUUAUUGAAUUAUACCAUUUUCCACAUCUCUGCUUCAAACAUAAUAAUUUGUUAUGGAUGUACAAUAAUGCCACGGUUUCUCUAGCUAAAUGAAUAAAACAUAUAUUUGCUAAUAGGUUAUCUGAUUUGGGAAGUUGCAUUAUUUUAAAUUAAGCAAUGAUAAGAGGCUGCAUCUGCAGCAGUUGAAAUUGCUGGUAUCCUGUGGCCCUAUAUGCUCACCCAAGCUCCUAUGAAUGGUAUAUAAGGGCGUGGGAUUCCCCUCCCGCUCAUGUAGAUUGUCUUUCAAAAUGUUGCAGCCUAUUUUAAAAUAAGACUAUAUUGCUCAUAGCAGCAUCAGCAACAAAAAGCUUAUUUGUGUAAUGUUCAGUUGCGUUGCACUUGUGGGAAUUUAAAACAGAUGUUCAUAUAUUGGAUUCACAGUCUGAUUCUAUGCAUGUUUCCUUGUAAGGAAUUCCCUUUGAGUUUGAUGGGACUUACUCCAAGUAAGCAUGCUUAGAAUUGUGGCAUUAAGUGAUGCAAGUGGAAGGGUUUACAGACUGUGGUUGUAAUCUUUCAAAAAAUGGCUCACAUCCAGACUAAUGUGAGUGCAGAAAGAAGUUCCCAGGGAAAGAGCAAUUUUCACCAAAUUGUCCACUGUGCCUUCCAUAAAUAUGUCCCUGGGGGUUCUGGAAUUCUCAAAGACAUAUUUUUGGAAGGUCCAGUGGGCUGCAAAGGGAAGGGGAGAUUGGUGAAAAACACCCCUCCCUGCUGCACAUGCAGAAUGUCUUUCUACUCAUAUAAUGUUAGUCUGGAUAUCAGCCACUGAUAGCAAAAAUUGAAUCAUAAUUUGAGAAAUAUAGCUUUGUACAACUGGAGUCUGAAUGAAUCUUUCAUUCAUUCUCCACUUAUAUUUGCUGGGUUUGUAUUUUCCUCUGCUAAUCUAAAAUGCUUUUACUUUAUGAAUACUGCUACAAUAAAAGAAUACUAUGA